AUUUCCGUAUACAAAUCUUACAAUCCAACACCCAAAAAAUAUGAUGGUUGGAGAAGCCCAUCGUUUUAAUCCAACCGUCCACGUGCCACCCUGGUCUCAUCUCGAUGAGGAUCAGACGGACGUCGUUUACUCCCCCAUCAAUUACAAUGCAGUAGACAACGACUUCAACGGUAACGGCAACUCGUUUUACCUCCAGGAAGCGUUUUCAGCGUUACAACGUUACUUGCCAUCGAACCAACCUGACGUCGAGUUGGAUUCCGAGUUCCCGGGUCCGGAUGGUCCGGAUUCUCCGGUGGAUGCUUACUCCUGCGAUCAUUUCAGGAUGUUUGAGUUCAAGGUCCGGAAGUGCGCUCGUGGCCGGUCUCAUGACUGGACAGAGUGUCCGUACGCCCAUCCAGGCGAGAAAGCUCGCAGGCGCGACCCGAGAAAGUAUCAUUACUCGGGUACGGCCUGCCCCGAUUUCCGCAAAGGGAACUGUCGAAAGGGAGAGACUUGCGAGUUAGCUCACGGCGUUUUUGAGUGUUGGCUCAACCCAGCUCGUUACCGGACUCAGCCGUGUAAAGACGGGUCGGGUUGUCGGGUUUGUUUCUUCGCUCACACCCCGGAUCAGCUCCGUGUCGUGACCUCUAGCUCUGCUGAUUCAUACGACGGUUCUUCACCUUCUUGUGCUAAAACGAUGACGUUUUGGUCCUCCCCUCGUUCCGGUUCACCUUCGGUUAGUCCGCGUGCCGAGUCAUCGCCUCCGGUUUCGCCGAUGGCUCAGUCGCUGAGCCGUUCACUCGGCUCGGCUUCCAUUACCGAGAUGCUGACUUCUUUGAGGAACUUGCAGCUCGGUAAAGUCAAGUCCUUCCGAUCGGCAUUGAUCCGACCCGGAUUCUGCAGCUUACCCAGUACUCCGACCCGGAACGCCACCCUUCCCGGGAUUGGCUACUUGGAUACAUGGGAUAAAGUAUGUGAAGAAGAGCCGGUGAUGGAACGAGUCGAGUCAGGACGUGAUUUACGUGCAAAGAUGUUUGAGAAGCUGAGUAAAGAGAAUUCUUUGGAGCGGGUUAACCCUGGUCAUUCAACCGGAGCUCCGGAUUUGGAUUGGGUUUCUGAUCUGGUUAACUAAAAACAAAAACGGGGCUCCGAAUAUGGAUUGGGUUUGAUAAUAGAAGAAAUCCUUUUUUAAAAGAAAGCUCAAGCUUUGUAUAUAGGGGGUAUCAAGGGAAUGAGUUGCUAUUAUU
This is a messenger RNA of Hibiscus syriacus, 1226 nucleotides long. RefSeq names its product zinc finger CCCH domain-containing protein 49-like. Lineage: Eukaryota; Viridiplantae; Streptophyta; Magnoliopsida; Malvales; Malvaceae. The record is from RefSeq and is a predicted model, not a curated record. The transcript has 2 exons. Bases 41 to 1111 code for a protein of 356 amino acids. Gene Ontology annotation, molecular function: metal ion binding.